Suillus fuscotomentosus is the source of this 258-nucleotide messenger RNA. RefSeq lists its product as uncharacterized. The transcript has a single exon. The annotation marks the transcript as partial. NCBI's taxonomy places the organism in Eukaryota, Fungi, Basidiomycota, Agaricomycetes, Boletales, Suillaceae. The record is from RefSeq and is a predicted model, not a curated record.
GUACCUUCCGAGCGCAUAUUUUCAUCCAGCAAAGAGACCUACACUCUACGGCGCAGCAACUUAUCUCCGGCCACACUCGAAGCGUUACAGGUCCUUAAGUUCGUUUACAAGCAAGAUUGCCUCAAAUUUACGGAGGACUUGGUGGCUGAUGAGCGGGACUACACAAUAUCUGGACCUGUGACUCCCAGAGCAAUUGACGAGUUGAUGGCUGCCGGGAAUCUUCGCAAGCUUGACGAGUUGCUCCAGAAUGCGAGAGAC